GUUCCGCGAUGUAUCCGCGAUGCGCACUGAGGGUCACGAUGAAGUUUUUAUACCCCCGGCACUAUAGUCAAGGCGCUAUAGAUACUUAAAGCCCGACUAGCUACUUAAUCACGCCAUCCGCCUUCGCAAUGUCCUCAUCUUUUCCCUUUCCCAUUGACCACCAUCACUUUAACCUUUAACCCGUGGUCGGAAAGGAUCGAUUCCGAUCUAAUUAAUCGAUCAAUCAAUCAGUCGACGAAUCGAUUGUCGAUCAAUCAAUCAAUAAAUAAAUCCCCCCCAAAAGACAUUAUGACCAAAGCAAUCCCCUCUCCUUCGCAACGCCUGCUCCUCGUCAGCGUCCCGCGCACGGCCUCCAACCUCCUCCUAAAAGUCCUCAACAUCCCCGAACAACCUCACCUGCACGUCAACCCCAAAGGCGGGUACUUCUUCUUCGACGCCUUCACCGCCACCGCCCAAAGCAACCUCCUGACCACCCCUCCGUCUGAUUGGUCUUCCGCCACCGUGCAGCACGUGCAAUCGACCUUCCAAGCAUGCCUCGACGCCCUGGAAGCAUUUUCACAGGAAGCCGACGCGCAGGGUAAAGCGGCGUUCGCCAAAGAACACGCCUUCUGGAUCGCGGACCCGCUCUCCUUCCACAACCAAGGUGACAGUAGUGGCGAGCUGAAGGAGAAUAUCCGCGUCACCCUGCCAGACGCCUACGGGCCCACCACGACCUUCUCUCCAGGCAACGACACCAUCUUCCCGGACGAGUACCUCCUCACCUGGCGCCUGGCCUUCAUCAUCCGCCACCCGGCCCUCGCCUUCCCCAGCUUCUACCGCGCGAUGCUCAAGUUCUCGGAUACGGGGUACAUGAUCGAUAAGGAGGAGACACUGCGCGGCACGCUGGCGACGAACAUGUCGUUGCGCUGGACGAAGGGGUUGGUAGAGUGGUGUGUGCGGAUGCGGCCGGGUGAGCCUGUCUUGCUGCUCGAUGCGCAUGAUCUGAUCCAUGAGCCCGCGACGGUGAGGCGGUUUUGUCAGUUGGCUGGGUUGGAGGAGUCCGUCGUCAAGUUUGAGUGGGGGGCCGAUGAGCAGCAGAAGAAGAUGGCUGAGGCAGAGUUGACGCAGGAGCAGAGGGAUUAUAAUGCUGCGCGCAAGAUUAUGUUGGCGACUCUUGAGGGCUCGUCUGGCGUGUUGAAGGAAAAGACUCCUGCUAUGGUGGAUAUCGAGGCGGAGGUUGCGAAGUGGAAGGUUGAGUUUGGGGACGAGGUCGCUGGUAUGUUGGAACGGGCGGUCCGGGAGGCGAUGCCUGAUUAUGAGUUUUUGAGAGCCAGGAGGAUGACGGCUUGAUUGCUGGUACAUUUCUGUUGAAGAAAUAGGUUAUGAUUUUCGCCCGAUGUAGAAAAUGUUUGUAUUUCUUGUUAUGAUAGAUGAGCAGAUUGUAUAUGAUGAUUCAGGUCU
Molecule: messenger RNA, 1440 nt
Organism: Aspergillus homomorphus CBS 101889
Lineage: Eukaryota; Fungi; Ascomycota; Eurotiomycetes; Eurotiales; Aspergillaceae
Exons: 1
Coding region: 289-1329 (346 amino acids)
Source: RefSeq, a predicted model, not a curated record